AUGGUGGAUCGAAUCGGAUGGGCGGCCAUUAAUCAUAUCAAUCAAUAUAAAACUGCAUUGUUGGAAAGUGAAAAAACUAGAAGAGGAAAACGAAUGAUAAUGGAAUAUGAGCGAACUUUCUCUGAUCUUGAUGAAGAAAAGAAACAACAGGAAAAAUUGAAAAAGUCCAACAAAUUGUGAGUUUUGAAAUUUAGAAAUAGUUUAACUUUAUGUUUUUUUUCCUCCCCCAUAGGCCUUCUGAAUCCCCAUAAGCCUUCUGAAUCCUCCAUGGGCCUUCUGAAUCCUCCAUGUGUAUUCUGAAUCGUUCAUGUGUCUUCCUCCUCAUAUCUUCCCUCUCUUCAUCCAAAAAAAAAAACAAAAUUCAAACCGCCGCCGCACUCUCCCCCAUUUGAAUUGCCGCCGCUGCGGUCUUCCCCUCGAGACACAAGCCACGCCCACUCCCCUACAAAUUAUUUUUCUCUCUCCUAAAAUCACUUCUCUUUUUCAUUUUCUCUCAUUUUCUCUCAUUUUUGUUGGUUUUUUUUGCUUCUUCUUUUGCUUUUCGUUGUUUCUUUUAUAAAUUUGUAAUUUAAUAAUUGUUUUGCAGCUCCGCUUCGAUUUAUCCUGUUUUUGCCACCAAAAAAAUGCCGCCAAAGAAGACAGCCGCCCCGCCAUCAAAGGAGCCCAAGGUUAGUUUAUUUUCUUUGGGAAUUAGGAAAAAUUAAAAAAUGUCUUUGAACUUUUUAAUUCAAAUGAUAUUUAGAAAUUUUGAACUAUCUGAACAAUAUUGAUUUUCGAAACAUUUCGAAAUGUUUCGAAAAUCACUGUUUGGGAGAUGUGAGUCUUGAUUUGUUUUUUGAACGCAUUUCAGUGUUUAGAAAUGGCAUCCCAAGCUUUUUCAAUGAGUCUAAAAGACAAAUCAAGACUUUAAACUCAAGUUGUUGAUUUUCGAAAUGUUUCGAAUAUUUUCGAAAUGUUUCGAAAAUCGCCACUUUCAUUAUUUGUAAAGAUGUGAGGCUUGAUUUGUCUUUAAAAUGCAUUUUAAUGUUCAGAAAUGUCAUUUCAAGCUCUUUCAAUGCAUUUAAAAUACAAAUCAAGCCUCACAUCUUCUAAAAAAUGAAAUUAUUGAUUUUCGAAUAUUUUCGAAACAUUUCGAAAAUCAAAAAUUUGCUUUUGAAGUCUUGAUUUGUCUUUUAGACCAACUGAAAGACCUUGGGAUGUCAUUUCUAAACACUAUUCUAAAAGAUCUAGGUAAUUUUACCAGAUUUUCAAAUAUUAGCCAGAAUAUAUUUUUUUUUCAAAUAUAACUACAAACAUAUUUUCAGAAUCCACGAAAUCGAACAAGAAUUGAUCCAAAAACAAGUAAUCAAUGA
Molecule: messenger RNA, 1352 nt
Organism: Caenorhabditis angaria
Lineage: Eukaryota; Metazoa; Nematoda; Chromadorea; Rhabditida; Rhabditidae
Source: the annotation of a GenBank genome assembly